UUUCAGGGACUCUGGUUUGGGUGGAUUAUGAACGGCUUUGGACACCAGCCUGCCUCCAACCACCAGACCAGCCCCAUUCAGCACCACAGCGCCCAGGAGCUCCUGGACAUGGCCGUCUACUGCGACAACUACAGCGUGUACCAGCAGAACCUUCACCACCACCCGCAGAGGCCUGCGGCCCACUCCUCCAGCUACGGUCUGAGUGACUACACCUCCCCGUCCGCCAACCCCUACCUGUGGCUCAAUGGACCGGCCAUCAACUCCUCUCCGUACCUCCCUGGAAACAACAGCUCGUCCUACAUGCAGCCCGGGUACGGCUCGAACCAGAGACAGUUCCUCCCGACUCCCUCCGGGUUCGGUGGCGCCGACCUGGGCUGGCUGUCCAUCUCCAGCCAACAGGAGCUCUUCAAGAUGGUCAGGCCGCCUUACUCCUACUCUGCCCUGAUAGCCAUGGCCAUCCAGGGCGCACAGGACAAGAAGCUGACUCUGAGUCAGAUUUACCAGUAUGUGGCGGACAACUUUCCUUUUUAUAAGAAGAGCAAAGCUGGGUGGCAGAACUCUAUCCGGCACAACCUGUCUCUGAAUGACUGCUUCAAGAAGGUAGCGAGGGAUGAGGACGACCCAGGGAAGGGAAACUACUGGACUCUGGACCCGAACUGUGAGAAGAUGUUCGACAACGGGAACUUCAGACGGAAGAGAAAAAGGAGAUCGGAUAUAAACGGGUCUCUCCCGGUCAAAUCAGAGGACGCUCCGCACAAACUGUCCGACACCGGCAGCCUGCUGACGCCUUCCCCGUCCAGCCUGCACGGAUCUCCGGCCUCCACGGAGCCAAAGUCGUCGCCGCCUCCCUCCGCGGAGCACAGCCCCUGUUUCAGCAGCUUCGUGUCGGGCGUCAACUCGUUGCUGGCGGGCAGCGACGGCUCCGGGGCCCCUGGGGAACUGACCCAGAGCAGGGAAGGCAUGACGGGACUGGGAUCCUACUGUCCCUCCUUAAUCUCCCCCCUGAACUCUGACAACAGAAUGAACUAUUAUACAUCAGCGCAGAGCCUCUCCAACCACUUCAGCGUAAAUAAUCUACUAUACAACCGGGAGGGAACAGAGGUUUAGACUGUGUGCCACUUCUAUGGUAUGGAGCUCCAAAAGUGCCAUAUUUGGAUAAAUAAAUAAUCACACUGUUUACAGCAUUUGUGUCGGUAAUUAAAACAAACAAACACAUCCACAUAUUUAUUAAAUACGGCAAUAUUUAGUGUUCGAGUUUGGACAGACAACCCGGCUCUGUGUGGCAAUUUCAAUAAUUAAAAUAGAUAUCUAUCAAUUCAUCAAAUUUGCAUUGUACCAAAUAUGUUUUAACAUACUUGACAAACAAA
Poeciliopsis prolifica (blackstripe livebearer) is the source of this 1367-nucleotide messenger RNA. RefSeq names its product forkhead box i1 (gene foxi1). Gene Ontology annotation, biological process: cell differentiation; anatomical structure morphogenesis; regulation of transcription by RNA polymerase II. The transcript has 2 exons. NCBI's taxonomy places the organism in Eukaryota, Metazoa, Chordata, Actinopteri, Cyprinodontiformes, Poeciliidae. Gene Ontology annotation, molecular function: RNA polymerase II cis-regulatory region sequence-specific DNA binding; DNA-binding transcription factor activity, RNA polymerase II-specific. The record is from RefSeq and is a predicted model, not a curated record. Bases 28 to 1107 code for a protein of 359 amino acids.